This is a messenger RNA of Schistocerca gregaria, 3189 nucleotides long. RefSeq lists its product as uncharacterized. The transcript has 3 exons. The coding region runs from base 1 to 573 and encodes 190 amino acids. NCBI's taxonomy places the organism in Eukaryota, Metazoa, Arthropoda, Insecta, Orthoptera, Acrididae. The record is from RefSeq and is a predicted model, not a curated record.
AUGCACAAUGGGAAGAAGGCGGCGGCGGCGGCGGCGGUGGUGGUGGAGGAGGACGUGGCAACAGCUCGGGCGGCGGAGCGCGCGCCGUCCCGUGCGCCGGUGGCGCCCGCUUUUUCCACCCCUUUUUUCCGGCGGCAGGUGUGGGCGGCCCGACUGGAGGGCGGCCGCGGGGGUGUGGGGGCGGCGCGGGGGUGCCCGGCGCGCCGCCGCGCGGCUGAAAAAUGUAAAAAGCUCCGUCGAGCCGCGGCCGCCGUCCGAAGCGCAAGCCACCAGGGAAUGAGGCGCCGUCUCCCGCUUUUUGAAAAGCGCACGGCCAGCGCACCGCACUGCGGCCGUUUCUUCCGCAUUCGGCGCGGCCUGACGUCGCCGGAGAGCCGGCCUCCGCGGCGCGACUCCCGCAAGCUGCGCGGCCUUGCCGGGGCUGGAACGCGCGUCGCAGACGUCGACGCCCUGCCAACGCCUCCCCGCCGGGCAGCAAGGUCGGGACCCGGCGUGAGCGUCCCUCCACAAUGGUGCGAGACAGCUUCACGAAACAGAUGUCUCAGCUGCUGCAGCAUUCCAGCUUCAUUUUGACAGCUCCGGGCAGCCGACGAUGCUCCUCAAAAUGCUGCCGAUGUUCUCCAUUUUGAAACUGACUGCUGGGUGCCAGGCUUGGAGACCGCCUCCACAUGAUCUCUCCAGAUCUGCACUUCAGCAGCGACAUUGUUUGGACGAUAGUUUUUCGUCUGAAUGCAAUUCAACAGCUUCAUAACAAAUGCCAAAACGACAAAUUCUUUUAGCCCGAGGACAACACAGAAAUCUGUUUACAGUGAGAGUGCAUGAUAAACGAGAAGUUAUAGGUAUUCAACAUUUAAAACGGUACAGAAACAGUUUAAUCAGAACAGAACCAACUUUUUUGUAAAAAUGAUUCGUUGGCAUAUUCACCCACGUCACCGUGCCUUAAAAAUGCGUUUUACAGCGCGUCGUAAUGGUGAUUACGUGCAAAAGAACACUCAAUACUUUUUUCUGGAAGUACAAAGAGAAGUUGCCAUUUUAAAGACAGAUCGCAGUUUACUUGACUGCCUUGUGUAAUUUCUGUAAAUUGAUCCUUAUCUUCUAGUAACAGUCUCACAAGAAUCUUGGUCAUUGCAAAAUUUAGUUUGAAACAGCUUUUGAGAAAAAUGUUCUGCAAGAAUCCUGUAGGUUUCAGCUCAUUCCCGAGCAGUAAAUUUGAUCUCCUCAAAAUGAUUUUGUUCAUCUGAAUCUGAAUUGUUCUAUACCGAGCAUUCAGACAAAAAAUUGCAAGAUUAUAAAUUAUAUUUUCCUGCUAUUACUGGCCCCUUCAAGUACAGGAAAAGCUCUUCAUCCAUCUCAAAAUACAAAUUAAAUCUCAGGUUUUAGGAAGUCGACUUUCGUCGAAGGGAAAGGACACUUCGUUGUGCCCAAAUUUUGCUUUCAAAAUAUUAUAAUACCUCCACUUCAUACAUUGAAAUUUAUGGUGACUCGGUUUAAUUCGAGGUAAUAUGUUUGAAUUCUUCCAAAAAUCUGUGCGUAAUAAUACACACAUAACAUAACGGUUUUCUGGGUAUCGAGCCACAUUUUGUAAAACAAAGGUCACUGGAUAAAAAUCAGCUUUUCUGCCACAGCUAUAGUGAUCGAAAUGUCGGUUUUAUUCAGUGCUGGUCUCUUAAGCUCCAUCGCAAAAAAAAACUCAAGUUAACUGACUUUGGCCGUUAUAGGAAUUAAUACAAAAUAUAAUUUACUAAAGUAUUAAUUGAAGUGUUUGCUAAAUUAUCACUCAUUACGACUGUUACAACAGUUGUUUUACGUACAGUACUUAAUUGUCGAAAAAUAACGAUUAAAAUAAUUCCUCCAAUUUCAGCAUUAAUAUGUGGUUUAAAAUGUAAGAAACGACAGGCAGGAAUAGUUAAUCAUAACUCACACAUUGGGAAGAGACUUAAUUAAGACGUCUGGACUACAGUCACAUCAAUCAUGGCCCAGUAACAGAAUGUUUUACUUCUUUGUUCUGCAAGUUCCAUACAAUAGUGUAUAGUGGAUUAUAAAAGUAGGGCGAACUAGUAGUUAUUACAGGGCAACUGUUUCACUCUGGGGUGACGUUAAAGAGUGGAUCGGCGAACAACUUUUAUAACAGUGUAGGACUGAUCGUGCUCAGAAUUUUUCAUAGCGAAGUAUGCAGAUUACGAGUCGUGUUUGAAAUUGAUUUCACUGAAGCUAUUAUUUAUGUUGCAGUAAUUUUUGUCCAUCCCUUCCAUUGAUGGACUGCCUUCGUGCAACAGUUUCUGUAAAUGAAGUGUUUAAGCGGAUAUGAAACGUUUAGGUUAGGGGCUACAGUAGAUUCCGCUACAGUUACAGUUCAUUCAGUUCAGAAAAGUGGAUGCAUUCUCCAAUGAGAGUCUCCGUAUCACCUGUAAAAUGAGACGUAUUCCAAUUUUUAUUUAAUACUGAAAAUUUUAUCUUUGAUUAAUGCUUCCUUAUAAUACUCUACAGAGAAUUGAAAAUAAUUACCCUGGAUAGCUGUCUCUUAAGGGUCAAUUCUCCUUAGUCAUCCUGUAAAAUAAGCGAUAUUUACGAGCUUUAUGGUAAAACUAAACAAGCAAUCGACGUAAAUCUUUUUGCACAUUAAAUAUAGACUCUUGGGCAACAGUUCUUUUCAUUUUUUAAGAAACUGAGUCGUCAUUCGAGUGAGCAACCUAUUUGAGGAGUUAAAGUUGCUCUCUCCAAAUUAAAGUGUGUCAAUGACGGAAGUCGUUUGCAGUCCGCAAAUCUUCUGUGAAAUAAAAAAAAAAGCAAAGCAUUUUCCUAAUCUACAGAACACUGCGCACAGCUUAACAGAGCAGUUUAUUUUGUAAAUUUGACAAAAUAAUGAAAUGGAGAAACAAAGGUGUAGUUUUGUCGUGUGGCUUGCCGUAAUGUUUUUUGCAAUAACCAGUAAAUAAGUUAAAAUAUUAAAAAUUAGCUUAUUACUGCUUGUGAUAUGGCCGAGGAGUAAUUCAGCCACAUUUAAGAAAAGUAUCUAUACUAGUACACACAGUCAAUUCCGUCAGUCUUAAAUAUACUGCAUUUGCAGAACUUCCGUCAUGAGCAAGCUUCAUUUUAGACAGAACAACAUAAAUUCCUCGGGGAGAGGGGGGGGGGGGAGAGUUAGCAAUGACUGAGCUCCAUUCAAAGCAAAAAAAUAAAAAUAAAAAA